Plenodomus lingam JN3 is the source of this 957-nucleotide messenger RNA. RefSeq lists its product as uncharacterized. The record is from RefSeq and is a predicted model, not a curated record. Lineage: Eukaryota; Fungi; Ascomycota; Dothideomycetes; Pleosporales; Leptosphaeriaceae.
AUGAAGGUCCUCAUCACCGGUGCAGGCGGCUUCGUAGGCCAGAUCCUCGCAAAAAAGCUCGUUGAAACCAACACCGCGACGUCCCUCAUCCUCGCAGACGUAAAGGAGCCCUCCAAUCCCACGACUGCAAAGGACGUCACAUGCACUGCCUCAGAUCUCACUCAACUCUCCGCAUGCGAGGCUUUGAUCGCGCAGUCACCUGAUGCCGUCUACAUCCUGCACGGUAUCAUGUCGAGCGGGUCCGAGGCCAAUCUCGAACUCGGGCUCAAAGUAAAUUUUGAAUCUGUGCGCCAGCUGCUUGAUGUCAUCCGCACCAAGCGCCCAGGCAUCAAAGUCGUCUUCACGUCGUCGUGUGCCGUGUUUGGCCGCAAAGCCGUGGAGAAUGUGGCGACGGAGACAGAUAUAGUCCCGAUGCCGGAGUCGAGCUACGGGACGCAGAAACUCAUGAUUGAGUUCUUGCUCAAUGAUUAUUCGCGCCGUGGGUUGAUUGAUGGGAGAACGUGUCGACUUCCGACGGUCUUUGUGCGCGCUGGUGCACCGACUGCGGCUGCGUCGUCGUUUGUGUCGGGCAUCGUGCGCGAGCCGAUUCACGGCCAGGAGAGUGAAUUACCUGUGGAUCCCAGCAUUGGGAUUUGGCUCACUUCACCACGGGCGUUGGCUACCAACUUGGUUCAUGCGAUCAAGGUGCCUGCAGAGAAGUUUGGUCACUUUAGACAGGUUUUGCUGCCGGGAUAUACGGCGACGAGUGCGGAGAUUUUGGACGCGCUGGAAAAGGUUGCUGGGAAAGAAACGAGGGCAUUGGUCAAAGAGAAGAGGGAUGAGAAGACACAAACGAUUGUGCUGAGUUGGCCUGCGAAGUAUAAUACAGCAAGGGCGAAAGAGCUUGGCUUCAGUGAGGAUGUAGGAUUGGAGCAGACGAUUCGAGACUUUAUCGAGGGUGAGAAGCAGUCAUCAUAG